Molecule: messenger RNA, 897 nt
Organism: Saccharomycopsis crataegensis
Lineage: Eukaryota; Fungi; Ascomycota; Saccharomycetes; Ascoideales; Saccharomycopsidaceae
Exons: 1
Coding region: 1-897 (298 amino acids)
Source: RefSeq, a predicted model, not a curated record
AUGGUUUCUGUUCUUUUGCCUAAUAGCGACAGAAUCAAUGACGAGCCGCACUCAGAAUUUUUCGACACUUGGUCUGCCGGUGGUGGUGCCACCACCAUCGAACCCAUCAUUCAUGAUGGUGGCUCAUCCGAUUGUUCCAAUGAUAACCAGCAGCAACACCAGCAACACCAACAAUUGUCCAGAGAAGCAAAACUACAAUACAUCAUGUCCAACAUCAACAGGUUCGCCCCCAUCGCCAAGUUCAACGUCAUUAACUCUCCUGGGAGCUUCCAACUUAAAAUAUCCAAAACCAUGAACUGUUCACUUUUGGAAACCGCCACCAAAUUCCACAAAUUGAUUUCUAGCCACUCUUCUAACAAAGUUGAAUCAUCAUCUUGUUCCGUCUCCGAGCUUUACAACAUGCUUGGCUUCACCUUCCAAGAUUAUAAAGUCAAAUUAAUCAAUAAUGGCAACUCCAAAGUCUCGUCAAACAUGAAGAACUAUCAAUUGUUUGUGUACUCCGCCGCAGAUUCCAUCUCCAAAAUUGUCAACUUUCAAUGUGAAGAUUGUUAUAGUAUUGACAAAUUUAUCAUCGAUAAGAAAACUUUUAGACAAGGCAAACUUAAUUUGGAACUGUUGGAUUUAUCUAUCAUCAUUCCCAAAGUCAUGAACGAUGGUGGUAUCAAGAGAAAUGUUUCCAGAACAAUCAAUCAAGGGAAAAUCACUAAACCAACUGCUCGCAUUAAUAAGAAUAAUAAUAAUAAUAAUAAUAAUAAUAAUAAUAAUAAUAAUAGAGGCACCAACUCGCAAAGAUUAUUAGCGAUAAUGAAAUGCUUAAACUCUGGGACUCAAGGAAUCAAAUUGGAAGAAUCCUGUGAUGACAUAUUUAAAGAGGAAGAUAUCAUGCAUGGUAAUUGA